Letharia columbiana is the source of this 492-nucleotide messenger RNA. RefSeq lists its product as uncharacterized. The coding region runs from base 1 to 492 and encodes 163 amino acids. The transcript has a single exon. Lineage: Eukaryota; Fungi; Ascomycota; Lecanoromycetes; Lecanorales; Parmeliaceae. The record is from RefSeq and is a predicted model, not a curated record.
AUGGCAGUUCUUGGUGCUCACUGUAUCUGCCACCAAUUUCUCAUUGCGGCAGACUCUGUAUUGCAUGGUCCACGCUCAUAUCUUGACCUGUUUAUGAUCCAUCGUGCUCAAGCGCCACCGUCUGAUCUCCAGCGACAACGCAAGAUUUCCAUAUCUGUAACAGCACCAAGCAUCUACGUUCGUAUCUGUUCGCACAGACUGCCAGGCAGAGAUCCAACGAGCUCCUCAUUGAUCUCGACCUUAGUCCCUUUCCAGCCCCAAGUACUUCCUAUACUUCCUAAAAAGCUCCUUCUCCGAGUCGUCUUCAAGGCCAACCACCUUGACGACAACCUUGCGCUUUGUCUCGACGUCGACAACAUUGUCGGUCGUGGCCUCCCCACUACUUCCCACGUUCUCAUCGACUCCCAGUCUGUAACAAGGUCCGUAUUCAGCCAUUUUCUCGCAGAAACUGCGGAGCGCUUCUUUGCGACAGCAGCCAUGAGGGCAGAAUAG